AUGGGCAAAGAAUGUAUGCAGAUAUUUAUGAAUUUAAAACUAACAGUUGAGGAGAGAAAAGAUAUCGAGAUAUGCAUCGGAGCACUUGAAGCACACUUCAAACCGAAACGAAACGUGGUAUACGAGCGAUAUAAGUUCAACUUAUGCUCUCAGAAUGCAGAAGAGUCCGUAGAUGACUAUGUUAAUCUCCUCAGAAAACUCGCCUCGUCGUGUCAGUUCGGGACACUGACAGAUGAAUUAAUUAGAGACAGACUCGUGCUGGGAAUUACGGACAGAUCGACAAAAUUACGACUUCUCAAAGAAGAUGGUCUCAACCUAAACAAGGCCGUGAACAUGUGCCGCUCAAGCGAAAUUGCGAACAUACAAUUGAAGUCAAUGUCAACGACAAAAGAAACAGAAGAAGUAAAUGCUGUACAAGAAAAAGGAAACCGCCAUAAGUAUCCGUCAUCCAAAUUCCGAUCGGCUAGCCCGCGAGUUGGUAGCGCUAGCAACAGAGAUAGCCAUGGCCAAGGCUAUAAGAAUUUCAAACAAAAAUGCUACCACUGCGGCAGAAAACAAGACCACAAACUUGAGAACUGUCCAGCGUUUGGACAAUCAUGCAAUGCCUGUGGAAAACAAAACCAUUUUGCAGCAGUGUGUCGGAGCACAGGAAACCCAAGAAACACAAGAGACGUGCGAGCCGUGAAACAGGAAGACAUACCCGUUGAUUCAUCCGAUUCAGAAGAAUCGAUAUUCACAAUCGAAGAUGUAUCAUCUGUACGAUCGCAAGGGAAACAAGUAUACGCGAAUAUGAAGUUCCAAGAUAUAGAGACAGAGUUUCGAAAGGACCUAGAGUGCCAACUCGACACUGGAGCGACAUGUAACGUCAUGAGCUACGACGACUUGUCACGAAUAACCCAGAUCGGAUACCCAAAACUACACAGCUCGACAGCAAAACUCCGUUUGUUUGAUGGUUCAAUGAUGAAACCUCUCGGUGUUGCUCAUCUAAAAGUCGAAAGAAACCAAGUCACCGAAAACUUAGUGUUCCAAGUAAUCGAGACCAAGAAUAGGCCCCUGCUGUCGGCAGAAACGUGCGAGAAAUUUGGGUUGAUCAAACUUAAUAUCGAGCCAGUCAACGUCGUCAAGGAAAGUUCACCACUUCUCAGACGUGAAGAAAUCCUAAGCAAAUAUAAAGACGUAUUCGAAGGUUUAGGACAUAUCGGAGACGCGAGUUUUUUUAUAGAUCCAGAGAGCACGCCAGUGCAACACGCGCCACGACGUGUCCCCGUAACACUUCACACAGAAGUUAAAGAGAAAUUGACUGAAUUAGAAAGGAAAGGUAUCGUUGUGAAAGAAACUGAUCCAACGGACUGGAUAAGUAGUAUGGUGGUCGUGGCGAAGCCAAACAAGAUCAGAAUAUGUCUAGAUCCCAAAGAUCUCAACAAAGCGCUGAAAAGACCGAAAUACCAGAUGCCAACCCCCGAAGAGAUGCUCCCAAAGUUAAGUAAAGCCAAGGUCUUCACCACUCUUGAUGCGAAGGACGGGUUUUACCAGAUAGCUCUAGACGAAGCAAGCAGCAAACAGACGACAUUCUGGACCCCGUUUGGCCGUUACCGGUACUUGCGUAUGCCAUUUGGUGUCAAUACCGCUCCAGAGGAGUUCGAGUGCAAGUUACAAGAGAAACUCUCGGAUCUACGCGGCGUGGAAGUCCUGAGAGAUGACAUGUUGGUGAUGGGUUACGGAGAUACACAAGAAGAGGCGGAGAGAAAUCAUGACGAAAAUCUCAAGGGAUUACUCGAUAGAGCACGCAAAGUUAACUUGAAGUUGAACAGCAAGAAAAUGAACUUACGGAGGACAGAAGUCAAGUUCAUGGGGCACCUUAUCAGCAGAGACGGUCUUAAACCUGAUCCAGAGAAGAUAGCAGCGGUACAACAUAUGCCGAAGCCCACAGGGAAACAAGAAAUGCUGAGCCUUCUUGGCUUUAUCAACUAUUUGGCCAAAUUCCUACCUAAGCUAGCCGAAAUUGCACAGCCUCUCAGGGACCUUACGUUAAAGGACGCCAGAUUUUUGUGGUCAUCCCAACAUGACAAAGCCUUUGCUGAAGUGAAGAACCUGGUGAGCAAACAUCCCGUACUGAAGUACUACGACGUAAGUGAAGAAGUUACGAUUCAGUGUGAUGCAAGUGAAAAAGGGCUUGGAGCAUCGCUUCUUCAGAAUGGCCAACCGGUGGCAUUUGCUUCGCGGACAUUGACACAGAUAGAAAGACGAUACGCACAGAUCGAGAAAGAGUGUCUAGCCAUUGUUUUCGGCUGCCAGAAGUUCUCUCAAUACAUAUCGAGAAGAGAUAAAAUCACGAUAGAGUCAGAUCACAAACCUCUUCAAUCCAUCUUCAAGAAGUCACUAUUGGAAGCACCCUGUCGGUUGCAGAGAAUGAUGCUGAG
Molecule: messenger RNA, 2420 nt
Organism: Paramuricea clavata
Lineage: Eukaryota; Metazoa; Cnidaria; Anthozoa; Malacalcyonacea; Plexauridae
Source: the annotation of a GenBank genome assembly